CACACUCCGCGAUCUUCCUCCACUGUUUUCCCGCUCUUGGAAGCGCUCUCAGAGGCCCCCCCGGCGCAAACCCCUCCCAGCCCUCUGAGAUGGGAGGAAGUCAGGCCAGCCGGUCGAGAGAGCCAGCGCGGAGGGGCUCUGAGAGCUCGACCCUCGAUCCUCGACCCUCGUCUCUCUCGAGGAGGCCUGGCCGAUGGCCUCUCGACUGUUUCGCAGGGCCCUGGCCCUUGGCGGAACGGGCGCGUCGCAGCCGCAGGGCUGCUUGCGGCCACCGUCCGCUUCGCUUGGCGGCCAACAAAUACGAGCUCGCUUCCGCAACGCAGGCGCGACUACACUGCUAUAUAGUGUUCAGUAUUCGCGUGGCUCGAUUCGUUUUGUUGUUGCUUGGGCACUAUGUUCCCGUUGGCCGCUCACCAGCUUCCUGAUGCUGUGCGUCGCAUCGCGACGCCGACGGCGGGUGCCAGCUUGGAAGCGACUCGUGCAUUUCGAAAGGGGGAUAUUCUUUGGUCAGAACCUCCUUUAAUGAGUUUGCGUCAUUCUUUCAGUCAGAGAUGUACCGAUUCUUGUGGACAGUGCAUGCGGCCAUUGGGAACGCUGAGUUCGGCUCUGAGCCGAUUGCUUUCGCUUCAGGACAAGCCGAAUGCUGAUUACAGAAUUAUCGAACGUCUUCUUAACGACAAAACCUCAGACUCUCUGUUAUCGAAGCACAUACCAUGUCCACGUGGAUGCAACACGUGCUUUUGUAGCACGCAGUGUGCAACUGAGGCAAGUGCGUCAUGGCAUGGAACUUUGUGCAGUUUGCGAGGCCAGCAACGAGUUGCUUGGGGAGAGUUUGUCCAGUUUGCCAUGAGGCACUGCGAAGGUUUUAUCUUAGCAGGUCUUGUUUAUGCAGCUGUCAUUUCCGACAUCGAGAGAGGAUGCCUUUUAGAAUCUUCGAUGCGACGGUUCUGGUGUUUCGAAAAUGAGCAGAUUCCUUGGCCAGAUAUUGCCAGAUUCGGGGUAGACCUUCGUGGGGAGAUGUCAACACAAGAUUGGCAUGCUCGACGUGCUGUUGCUUUGAAAGAGUCCUUCCAGCUGUUGUGCAUGGCAUUGCAGCCAGAAGCAGAACAACAAUCUCCAAAUGUCGAAGUUUUGUUUGACGAAACUCUGUAUUCAAAGCUCUGUGGACAAAUUGAGCUUACCACUAUCUGGAUAUCUGUCCCUAUCACUCCUUGUUUGAGAAACGACCGCAUGCAUCCCAAACUGAUGGCAGAAAUCAAGCGUAGUGGCAUCGAUAUGCUCUUCAAAUCAUUAGUGUUGAAAGCUCAAGAGGCCGACAAUGAGUACCGAGUGCCGAUGCGACCCGCAGAUGGUGAAACGAGAAGUUUCACAUUGUCGGAUGCUUUGGAUCGAUUGCGAAAUGAAAGUGUAAAGAACAGUGACCACUGUAACGUUUUCCCAGAUGUCCAGGGUAUGGGAUUCUUCAAGCAUAUAUCUUACAUUAACCACAGUUGUUGUCCGAACGUAGUUCUCGAGUACCGCAGCAACAGCAAUGCCGCCUCCGUCGUAGCAUGCCGGGAUGUGAAUGAUGGAGAUGAGCUCUCGUUAGCUUACUUAGAUUUCACGGUUCCCUGGAGACUUGGUGAUCGUCACAAGCAUUUGUUGGAAGGUUACGGUUUCGUUUGUACAUGCGAUCGAUGUGUCGGAGAGGCGAAAGAGUUUGAUUGUGUCGCGCGGGGCAAGAAGCGGAAGUACGAAGCUCAUACCCGCGGUCUUGAGUUUCGAGCAGCCAGAACUAUUCUUGGUAGAAUAGACGAUCGUGUUCGUUUUGAUGCAAACAGUUCUCCUUGACAUAAUCGUUGUGCCCAACACGCAGCUGG
Prorocentrum cordatum is the source of this 1859-nucleotide messenger RNA. The record is from the annotation of a GenBank genome assembly. Lineage: Eukaryota; Dinophyceae; Prorocentrales; Prorocentraceae.